AUGAAUCCAAAUUAUGAACCAAUAAUUAAAAAAUGUCAAACAUUUUUAGAUGCAUUAUUUAAUAGAAAUCAAGAUACAGAUACUUUUGCAAAACCAACUAGAGCACAAAUAAUUAAAUCUGCAAAAACAUUAUCUCAUGAAAUUACAAAAAUAUCAUUAUUAUUAGCAGAUUUAAGAGCAAAAACAGAAUAUUUUUCAUCAAUUGAAGAAACAUUAGAUAAUAUAUUUUCAAUCUACCAAGGUUUAUCAGCAUAUUCAGGAGCGUCAUUAUUUAGAAUCAUUCAAAUUUAUUUUAGAAAAUUAAUUAAAUCAACACAAGAUGUAUUUAUUGCAUAUCAAAAUAAUGAACAAUCAUUAGGUGAUGAUGAAGAGAAUACAAUCUCAAAGCAAAUUACAGGUUUAGCAUGGAAAUGUUGUGAGGAACUUGAGAAAGUACCAAUUAAAAAUUCAAAUUCAAUCAUCUCUAGAGGUGAAGAGAUUUCAUCAUUGAUUCAAGAUGCAUUAGAGGAGGUUAAAGAAUUUCAAAGUAAAUUAAAGAAUCUUGAAAAACAAUUUGGUCAAGUCUCUUCAGAGAAACAUCAAGUCUCAAAAGAUGGUACUGUCAUAGUCGAUGGCGAAUCAACCACCGAUAAAGAUAGUAACGAUAAGAAAAGUGAUGAUGUAAAUGGUGAAUUUGAAAAAGAGGAUGAGGACCAAGAUCAAGAUGAAGAUGAAGAUUACGAUGAUGAAGAUGAUAUUGAACUUUUAAAUAAUUUAACAAAACAAGAUAUUGAAUUGGUAGAUAAAAUAGUUUCAGUCAUUGAACGUUCGACUAAAAUCUCUCAAUUAUGGGUUGAAAUGUUAAAAUCAAUUAAUAAACCAUCCGAUGAAGAUACUGAUUUCACAAGUGAACAAAUUCAAAUCUCUGAAUCUGUAAUUCAUCAAAUUAAUGAACUUUCAAAAAAUGUUGAUGAUAUUGCAAGUGCUAUCUAUCCAUUACCAAAUAUUACUUAUUGUGAAGCUCAAUUAUCUUUAUUAGAUAUUUCAAUUAAAGAUAUUAUUGAUAAAAUUAAUUCAAAUUUUAAACUUUUUAAUUUUAAUUCUAAAUUUGAAGAAAAAUUAAAAUCAAUUUAA
Molecule: messenger RNA, 1113 nt
Organism: Dictyostelium discoideum AX4
Lineage: Eukaryota; Evosea; Eumycetozoa; Dictyosteliales; Dictyosteliaceae
Exons: 2
Coding region: 1-1113 (370 amino acids)
Cellular component (GO): cytoplasm; nucleus
Source: RefSeq, a predicted model, not a curated record